This is a messenger RNA of Notothenia coriiceps (black rockcod), 1357 nucleotides long. RefSeq names its product thyrotropin receptor-like. Gene Ontology annotation, cellular component: plasma membrane. Gene Ontology annotation, molecular function: G protein-coupled peptide receptor activity; thyroid-stimulating hormone receptor activity. The transcript is spliced from 4 exons. The annotation marks the transcript as partial. NCBI's taxonomy places the organism in Eukaryota, Metazoa, Chordata, Actinopteri, Perciformes, Nototheniidae. The record is from RefSeq and is a predicted model, not a curated record. Gene Ontology annotation, biological process: hormone-mediated signaling pathway; adenylate cyclase-activating G protein-coupled receptor signaling pathway; activation of adenylate cyclase activity.
ACUGGAGGAAGUGUAUCUUCACAGGAACGUGGAUUUGGAACGAAUAGACGAAUUCGCUUUUUAUGGCGUGAUUCACGGCCCAACGCAUCUAGACCUUUCAGAAACCAAAGUUAGCUCUCUGCCUUCAAUAGGUAUGGAGACCAUUGAAAAGCUCCAGAUUAAAAACACUUGGGCCCUCAAAGUUCCUCCCCCCUUUAGAGCCUUCCUCCACUUACAGAGCGCUGAAUUGACCUUCCCCAGCCAUUGUUGUGGUCUCAAAAUGUUGAAGAGAUGGAGAGGACACUCUGAAGCCGUUUUUUGCAACCUGACUCGGACUGCAUUGAAAAAGCUGCAGGACUCCUCUCAGAAAUAUCCAGUUAACGAAGUGUACCAGCAUCUCAAAGAAAGCUCUGCUCCUCCAGCUCAUGGGAGCAGAUAUCACAACCACUUGUACGACAGCCCCACGUGCGCGACUGAACAGGCUCAGAAUGAGGGUUUGUUUUACGUGGAGUUGCCUACCGAGCAUCUCAGUGAAGGGUUUGACUUUGCUCUGUGUGAUGAACUUCGUACGGAUACUCACAGACUCCUUUGUACCCCCCUGCCUGAUGCUUUGAACCCCUGUGAGGAUGUGAUGAGUCAAGGCUUCCUGCGGGUGUUAGUCUGGGUGGUCAGUCUGUUAGCUAUCUCCGCUAACUUCCUGGUGAUGUUCAUCCUGCUGACCAGCCGGCAGAAGUUGUCCGUCACCCGCUUCCUCAUGGGUCACCUAGCGUUCGCAGACUUUUGCAUGGGGACAUACUUACUGUUCAUAGCAUCUGUGGACCUCUACACACGCUCCCAUUACUACCACUAUGCUAUCGCCUGGCAAACAGGAAGUGGCUGCAAUCUAGCAGGAACGUUAUCAGUGUUUGCCAGCGAGCUAUCAGUGUACACAUUAACGCUAAUCAGCUUGCAACGUUGGCAUGCAAUCUUCUACGCAAUGAGGCCAGACAGGAAGAUGAGGCUACGCCAUGCAGCUGUGCUAAUGCUAAUCGGCUGGUUGCUGUGUUUGAUCCUAGCUCUGCUGCCAGUACUGGGAGUGAGCAGUUUCCAGAAAGUGAGCAUCUGCUUGCCCAUGGACACUGAAACCACCGCUGCUCGGACCUACGUGGUGUCGUUGCUCAUGGUUAAUGUUGUUGCUUUCAUGGUGGUGUGUCUAUGUUACCUCCACAUCUACUGCAUGGUGCACAAUCCCCAGCACCAGUCCAGCAGAUGCGAUACGACCAUGGCUAAACGCAUGGCGGUUCUGAUUUUCACCAACUUCCUGUGUCUGGCUCCCAUCUGUUUCUAUGGCUUGUUUGCAGCGCUCCACCAACCAUUGAUGACCAUCACAGACUCCAAG